This is a messenger RNA of Kwoniella mangroviensis CBS 8507, 1407 nucleotides long. RefSeq lists its product as uncharacterized. Gene Ontology annotation, molecular function: protein binding. NCBI's taxonomy places the organism in Eukaryota, Fungi, Basidiomycota, Tremellomycetes, Tremellales, Cryptococcaceae. The transcript is spliced from 6 exons. The record is from RefSeq and is a predicted model, not a curated record. Gene Ontology annotation, cellular component: nucleolus; nucleoplasm. Bases 1 to 1407 code for a protein of 468 amino acids.
AUGUCGCAGAAAGAUCUCGACUCAGCCGUCCUGGCUUACCUCGUUAAAAGGGGAUUCACCAAAACCGUCAAAGCGUUGGAGAAGGAAUCGGAUGUGAAAGCAGGUGAGGAAGGGAAAUUGGAAGCAGUCUGGAAUGCUUCGCAAGUCAAGAACGAAGAUGUCGAGAUGUCCUCUUCUUCCUCGGAAUCAUCGAGCUCAGAGAGUGAGAGUGAAAGUGAAAGUGAGAGUGAGAGUGAAGAUGAGGGAAAGAAAAAUGUCAAGGCAGCAGCUGCUGUGCCUCUUCCUGCCUCUUCCUCCGGAUCAAGCUCAAGCUCAAGCUCCUCUUCGUCCUCCUCUGAAUCGGAUCCCGAGUCUGAGUCCGGCUCUGAGUCGGAUUCGUCUUCUUCAAGCUCCAGCUCCAGCUCAAGUACAAGCUCUUCGUCCUCAUCGUCAUCCUCAUCUACAUCAAAAUCCUCUUCCUCUUCAUCCUCCGCUAAACCCCAACCUGCCUCAGCGUUGUCCAGCGUGACCCUCAAAGGUGAUACACCCGCUCCAGCCAAAUCUUCAUCUUCUUCUUCCUCAUCAUCCUCCUCUAGCUCUGACUCGGAAAGUGAUUCCGACAGUUCAUCUUCAUCAUCUGAAAGUGGUAGUGAAUCAGAAGACAACGACAGCGAGAAGAGCGUCAAGAAAUUCUUAGAUAUUGAAGCUUCUGAAUCUGAAUCUGGGUCCGAAUCCGAUUCUGAGUCUAGCGAUUCCGAAUCCGAUUCCGACUCUUCCUCUUCAGCAUCGUCUUCGUCAUCUUCUUCGGAUGGCGAAUCAGAAUCAGAGAAAGAAGAGGCUAAACCGGUUAUUGGACAGAAAAGAAAAGCACCUUCCGCCUCUUCUUCGUCCUCCUCCUCUUCCUCAUCUUCCUCUUCAUCAAGCUCUUCUUCUUCUUCCUCUGAUUCUUCGUCAUCUUCCGAGUCCGAGUCAGAUUCCGAAUCAACUCCAGCAGUAACAGUAGUAACCACCAAGAAAAGGAAGCUCGAAGAUGGUACAGAAGCUAUAACAUUCACUUCGACCACUACUACUCCUGCUCACCAUCAUCACCACCAUCAUCCUUCCCGAGCGGGGAAUUUCGGUACGCCCGGUUCAAGUGCCGCAGGGACACCUACGGGAAGUGGAAAGAAGCAGAGAAUUCAGGGACAGAGGUUCGAAAGGAUCAAAAUGGAUAAUGUAACAUAUCAUCAUGAUGGUUUGAAAGAUAAUUCCUUUGCUGCUAGGGAAGCUGCGGGUGCCAAUCCAAAUGACUACGGGGCGAGAGCUUCGAGGGACUUGAUUGUAACUAGAGGUGCAGGAUUCAGGAAGGAGAAGAACAAGAAGAAAAGAGGGAGUUACGUGGGUGGCGAAAUCACCUUGGCUACUCAUUCGAUCAAGUUCGACGAUUAG